Molecule: messenger RNA, 4906 nt
Organism: Biomphalaria glabrata
Lineage: Eukaryota; Metazoa; Mollusca; Gastropoda; Planorbidae
Exons: 10
Coding region: 291-1910 (539 amino acids)
Source: RefSeq, a predicted model, not a curated record
CGGUAAAUUUAAUAACCCUAGUUUUGCAUUGAAACAAAAAAUAGACCAUAGUAUUAUUGACUUACCACCGCAUAACAGCAGAGAUUGUAUUUUAAGCUUAAUAUAUUUAACAUGGCACUGUAUAUAGUGUAAAUUAUUUGUGUCCUGAUCUGUUAAAUUUCAGCUUUUUGCACUAGAGGAAGAGGUUUAUCACUUGUGCUGCAUUCAGCUCGCUUUUCAUCGUUCCUAAGUGGAUAUGUUCUUUUGCCAUGGAAUCAGAUUAAAUUCUACUCAAUCUACAUGACGACUCAAUGGGGUUCUUAGCACAGUUUACAAUAUGGUUUAUACUGUGGACACGUUUGAAAUAUCUAGCGGCUCAAUGUCCUGUCGGCUGGUUUGGUUCCAAGUGUCAGUACAUGUGUCACUGUGAAAGAAAUUCCAUGUGUGACAGUGAUGGUCGAUGUCCGACAAAAUGUAUCACAGGCUGGUUUGGUCCGGGAUGUCAGUACGAGGACCUGGUGACUGUUGAUGGCACACAAAUCUUUACGUCUGCUGGCUCGGGUACUACGUCAUGGUUGACUGAUCGAGACGUGACAACAUGCAACGAAGAUCCGGGUCUUGACGCUAUUACAGUGCAAUGGGAUAAACCUUAUCCUUUCACAUGGUUAAGACUACAAGCUAAAAAUGCAUCUAAUUUGCAAUUGCAUUUUGUAUUUACAAGUUCCAAUAUAUCAUACAGUUGUGUAAAUCAACUUCUAGCUAUUGUUGACACACUGACCGUAGACUACAGAUGUGAGGUCAAUAAUACAAUAACGAGUCUAAGAGUUACGGGACCUGGUCUCAAUGGACUGUGCUCGUUAUACGUCAGUGGUGAUCGCAAUGUUGCUUUAAAACAACCCUCAGAUCAGACGGGGACUUAUCAGGAGUCUAAUUUUUUUUAUACUUCUUCCUUGGCGGUUGAUGGUGAUACCAAUCCAUACUUUCUACAAAAUAAAUGCACUCACACCACUCAAGACUCAACACGAAGUGUCUAUCCAGCAAGCUGGACACUAACACUGGACACCGCACGAGUGGUCAGCAGGAUUACAAUAUAUAACAGAGCCGACUGUUGCAGUGAUAGACUCGAAAGUUUUAAACUAGAGUCACUGGACACUAACAAUCACACAGUAUGGACAUACGAGGGUCCAGUCAACGCGUCACUGGUCUAUAAAUUAAACACUCUGCAGCAGAAACCUGUCAAGAAGAUAUUAAUUUUAGCAACUAAGAAUGACACUCGAUAUCAUAUGGCUAUACUUACUUUGUGCGAAGUCUUUGUGUUUGGAGACUGUGAACUAGGAACAUGGGGGCUUGAAUGCGCAAGCCCCUGCCCGGCAGAAUGUAGAUAUUCGUGCAAGCAAGAUACAGGAACAUGUUAUCAAUGCCUAGGGUAUCUGGAUCCUCCUCAUUGUAGUAAAGAAUGUGCUUCAGGGAAAUGGGGACACAACUGCAGUUAUGAAUGUAACAAUCUAUGCUUGCAACAAACGUGUGACAGAGUUACUGGACUUUGCCAUCAACAAGUUCCAACUACUGCUUCGACCUUAGUUUCAGAGUCCUGCAGUUCCUUAGGUUUGGGCGCUGGAAUAGGUAUAGGCAUUGCUGUUGGUGUGAUCAGUGUGAUAUUAGUUGAAAUAGCUCUAUACUUCGUAUUUAUCAAGCGUAGACAACCAGCAGAGGCUAUGAACGACCCCGUAGAUAUGAAAGAAGGGAGGCAAAUUCAACAGUAUGACACCGUGAAAGAAAAUACCCCGGAUAAACCACACUAUGAAAGCGUGGACUCAAACGACAUGGAGAAGACUCUAGAGACAAAAGCGUCUUCGUCAAUAAACUCUUCACCUUAUGAAAACGAAUCGACACAGUAUGAAACCUACAGUCUUAAAAAUGUGUAUAGAUAAUGUAAUGGGUAGAUAAUGUAAUGGGUAGACAUUACGCUCAGAACGAGUAUAAUUAAUCAAAUAAAACUUUAGACAUUUGAAAUAAUCUACGAUUAAAGAUAGACUCCAAUCGUGGAUUUAAAAAUGUUUAAAUGUAUUAAAAUUGUGUUCAUAACCUACAGAACAGAACAUAUGUUGUGACAUUUAAAAACACACUUCAGUGAUUUUUUAUUAAACAAAAUUACUGCUCCUACUAGAAUAUACAAUUCACCAUAUGUAUCAAUUUUAUACAUGCUAUCAUAAUAAAAUAUAAUACAUAAAUGAUAUUAUGACAUUUUAAAUUGUGUCGACAUUAGCACAAGAGGUCAAAAUCAUUUUUAGAUAUUUUAAUCAGUAUAUUUCAAUAAUAAGUUCGGUAACAAUAAUUACCUAAAUUCUAACUCAUGGCUCAAGCCGACAUAAUAACCACUCUGCUAGUAAUGUGCGCAUGACAGUAGUCAAAUAUAUAGUAAUGUUAUCUUUGUUUUAAACUCACUAUAAAGCGGCGACCUGUAAUGGGUUUCAAAAAUUGUCAUGGACAGGGGGUUGUUAAUGAGGAUAAGCUAAUAUUGUCUAUAAAAUACUCAAAUUAUGGGGACUAAUUCAGCUUACACCUAGACUUUAGUCAGGUACAAUUUCUUUUCCUUGUUCGAGAUACCAAACCAAUUAAUAAUUUAACAAUAGUUAAUAGACUUAUAGAUUAGUACUUUUUUUGUAUUGAUUCUUGUUUUUUUUUUCGGGUAAAAUAAAUAAUUGUGCAAAAUUUCCACUUGAUUCGAGCGUUGGAGAAUUAACGUGUACAAACUUUUUACCGAACAGACAGAAAUAGUGAGUUGAUAUAAGCUUUGUAAUAACAAACUAUCAACAGUGGCGUAGCUAGAGUGGAGGGAGGAGGGAGGAGAAUUUGAAACCCCCCUACCCGGGCCCCCUUUUGACGAGGUGACCCUAAAUGAGUUGUUGUUUUUUUUACAUUAAAAAUUAAAUAUUACGCAAAAUGCAGGGGCCCCAAAGAGGUAAAGCCCCCCCCCCACCCACCCACGCGGGCCCAAAACGAUGGAAAAUUCCUAGCUACGCCCCUGACUAUCGAGUGGUUCGUUAAUUAAAAAAAUAUAAUAGAGCAGGAUCUCCUGAGGUCAUUUACAUCCAAUUGUACUCAGUGCACGAGCCUCCUUGUCCAUUAUCUAUACAUGGGAAGCGUGGAUAUUUACAGACUUUCAUUUUUGUACUAAGAUUAAGUAACUACUAGAAAUAAAAUAUUGUAAAUUUUAAAUAGUACAUACAAUGUACAUUCUCAUUUAAAAAAAACAAACAUUUAUAAACAUAUAGUUUGGAUGAGACGGAGAGACCAGUUUGAUACAUCGGUACACGGUUGACUCGGGAGUACUAUUAUCUACGCAGUGUUUCACAAAGUGGGGUAGGCGUAACCCCAUGGGUACGGAAAGACUUUAGAGGGGGUUGCACCUCAUUAACUAGACUGGGUUUUUUUUAAAGCACCCAUUUAUUAUGUUCAUUCUUCUCCUAGACGCAAGGCUAGGGGGUUCUCAGCGUUUCAAAAAUUAUAAAAGGGGUACACCUUAGUCAAACAUUUGAGAAACACUCCUCUACGGGGAAGCACGUGUAUAGCUGGUAUUACGUUGUACAUUAUUGGCUGUUGUUUUACUAGAUAUUAAAUUGUUACUUUAUUUGGGAGCCUUGAGUUUCCAAGUUCUUUAAGUUGGUAAUGUUGUGUGGUGCAGUGUUUGCAGUGAGCCUGGUUAGUGAGAGUCGUCACAAUGUAUCCGUAUUAAUAAAUCAUUUUUUCAACUUGAUUGUAGAAAUGUAUUUUUUUUUUACAUUUUUUAAACACACUUUAUAUGAACGAAGUGGUCGUCUCCUUUCCAUUAGAACUAAAACAGAAAGAUUUUAAAACUCCUUUAUCCCACUUCCGGUCAGAGUGUUACAAGGUCAUCUCUCGUCAUCGAGAAGGUCAUAGAAGUCUAAUUUAUAAAGCGCUGGUUGUGAGUGUGUAUGUGUUUCGUGUGUGAAUGUUGUUCGUAUUUUCAUCAAAAUUGUUAUUGUUACAGUCAGGGGCGGACUGGCUAUAUGGGCAUUCGGGCAAAUGCCAGGUAGCCCGGUACCCAAAUGGGCCGGUAGGGUCACCUAAAGGUCCACAUGAAUGCCACUUUGGUACGUAUUAAAUUGUUAAUGGCUUUAUAACAUUCUAUGAGCGUCGUGUUAAAAAAAUCGUUUAUAGACUACAUUAUAGGUCCUAAAUAGUCCUAAUACUAAUUUAAUUUAAGACAUUUUCCAAAAUAAUGUAAUAGCCUACAUCCGUAGAGAAGUGCAACUUGUAAGCUUCAUCCUUUUAGGGCCUCCACACUUAGCGACGAAAAAGCAACAUGGGGCCUUCAUGUCUUACAAAGAUAUAUAGUAUGCGUACAGUUAUAGAUACAUUAUUAAACUUAACAUAACGAUUUUGAGAACAGGUAAGCCUAAAAUUGGAGGCCCAUCGUAUGAUAUACAAUUUAUGGGCCGGAGUGUAUAGACAUGCCUGGGCCGAUUUUGACACCCAGUCCACCCCUGGUUACAGUAGUUACGCUGAGGUGGUUAAGUGUAGUCAAACUGAAUUUCCAUUAGAUUGAACCAAUAAAAAUUGUUCUAUAUUAUCAUAUCAUAUCUUAAGUAAAUAAUAUUAAUUAAGUUAUUCUGUAACCUGUUGUGGUAUUAUUAACGGUCGUUGACUAGUAGUACGAUACUACUGGCAGACAACUAAACCGCUGGAGGCGUAUUAUAUCUCAACUAAUGAAACUUCAGUAACUUAUUUGUGGACAAUACUAAAUAUAACUUUUAUUAUCAUAUAGACAAAAUCAAGUUGAUAUGAGAUAAAAUAAAUGUUAUAGACUUAAGUAAUAAUAUUUUUUAACAAAAUCUAUUUCACUUCAGUAACACAACCUUUCAGUCUCACGUUCUGUCCUAAGACCGCUGACGACAAUGGCACC